Messenger RNA from Cariama cristata (Red-legged seriema), 312 nucleotides. RefSeq names its product syntaxin-3-like. The record is from RefSeq and is a predicted model, not a curated record. The transcript has 3 exons. Gene Ontology annotation, cellular component: plasma membrane; postsynapse; presynaptic active zone membrane. Lineage: Eukaryota; Metazoa; Chordata; Aves; Cariamiformes; Cariamidae. Gene Ontology annotation, molecular function: SNAP receptor activity; SNARE binding. The annotation marks the transcript as partial. Gene Ontology annotation, biological process: synaptic vesicle fusion to presynaptic active zone membrane; exocytic insertion of neurotransmitter receptor to postsynaptic membrane; intracellular protein transport.
AUGGAGAGGAACAUCGAGCAGGACGAGGAACGGUCCUCUGCCGACCUCCGGAUACGCAAGUCCCAGCACUCGGUCCUGUCCCGGAAGUUCGUUGACGUCAUGACCAAGUACAACGAGGCGCAGGUCGACUUCCGGGAGCGCAGCAAGGGCCGGAUCCAGCGCCAGCUCGAGAUCAGUAUCAUGGACUCGCAGAUCUCGAAGCAGGCGCUGAGCGAGAUCGAGGGGCGGCACAAGGACAUCGUGCGGCUGGAGAGCAGCAUCAAGGAGCUCCACGACAUGUUCGUCGACAUCGCCAUGCUGGUGGAGAACCAG